UUUUUUUUUUUUAUUUCUUUAAAAAACAUGUCCAUGUUGCAAAGAAUUUCUCGUUCCGUUAAUUGGGGCUUAACAAACCGUACCUUUAGUACCUCUAGAAUUGCACUUGCCGAAACCACCACCACACCCGUUGCACCCGUCAAAGCAACUGGUUUAUAUCAAUUCUUUGAAAAUAAUGAGUCUUUACCGAAACAAAACUGGACUGGUCGUGCAUGGAAGGCUCAAGAGCUUCGUCAAAAGUCCUUUGACGAUCUCCAUAAAUUAUGGUACGUCUUGUUAAAGGAACGUAAUGUCCUUGCAACCCAAAGAGAAGAAGCCAGUCGAUUAAAGUUACCAAAGCAACUCUGGACAAACCAAGGUCGUUUGAAAAAGUGUCAAAAAUCAAUGGCUAGAAUCAAAUUUGUAUUACAUGAAAGACAAAGAGAAUACGAACAACAAUUAGUAAAGAACGCAGUCGUAGUCGAAUCUCAGUAAAUACAACACCUUAAAAAAAUGUACCCAAAUAGACAUCACAACAACCAUACGCCUUCUUUUAUUUAAAUACACACACACACACACAAUACUUCCAAAAAAACAAUUAAAAAAAAUCGGGAAAUGAUAUAUACAUAAGAGAGGAUUGCAUGAACUAUAGUAGGCGUAGCUUUAAAACGCCAGAUGAUCAUAUCAUCCGUAGGACAGGUUAUUUUUUUAGACUGGUGUAAAAGACAUGUAUGAGGUUAUACCAACGGACCUUUUUUAAAGUUUUUAUUUUCGGGAGAGAGAGAGAGGGUGUAAAUGAACAAUGAUGGUAUGAACACGUAAUUUUUUUUUUUUUUGGGGUGUGGGGAGUGUGAUGUUAUGAAUAGACACAAAUGUAUGAC
Mucor mucedo is the source of this 860-nucleotide messenger RNA. Its product is annotated as mitochondrial 39-S ribosomal protein L47 (MRP-L47)-domain-containing protein. The record is from RefSeq and is a predicted model, not a curated record. Gene Ontology annotation, biological process: mitochondrial translation. Gene Ontology annotation, molecular function: structural constituent of ribosome. NCBI's taxonomy places the organism in Eukaryota, Fungi, Mucoromycota, Mucoromycetes, Mucorales, Mucoraceae. Bases 28 to 474 code for a protein of 148 amino acids. Gene Ontology annotation, cellular component: mitochondrial large ribosomal subunit; mitochondrial ribosome. The transcript has 3 exons.